AUGGGCGAGCAAAGAAUGUGUGAGUUAUUUCUUGAAGCUGAUAAGCUUAUUAAGAGUAAUAUUGACAUAACGAAGAAAGUUAACGAAACCCCAACAUAUCGCGAAUAUUGCCCUCACUAUAGACGAUGCUCAAAUAAGGUCGAAAGUAUUGGUGCUUUGGGCAGGCAUAUAUUUAUGAAUUUAUGGAAUCCUGAAAGCAUCAAUUAUGAAUAUUUUAUGAUGUGGUUAGCUAAUAAAUUAUAUAAUUUAAACGAAGACAAAAACGAAGCCAAUAAUAUUACUUUAAAUUUGGCUUACAAAAAAUAUUUAGAGAAAUAUAUAGGGAAUUUUAAAUAUUGGAAUUUUUUAUUGAAUGUAGGGGCUUUGAAAGAUGCUAAUCUUAGAUAUAUGAGUGAAUUGUAUACGUUACUUAGUCAUAUAUGUAAUACAAUUGAAUAUUAUAAAAAAAAUGAUGAUAAACAUAAGAAACUUUAUCUGUAUUCUGCGAAUUGUCUUAAUCAAUACCGAAACCUUUACAAUAACAUUCCUAAAUGUAAUUCAUAUCUGUAUUUAUUGGAUAAUUUAAAAAAAAUAUAUACUAAAUUUAGAGAUUCUGUUAUUAAUGAAAAAAAAAAUAAAAUAUUCGAAAAUCAUCUUCAAAAACUUACAAUACCAAAUAAAAAAGAUUUAUAUUUUGCGAAAGAUUUUAAAGAAUUUGACUUCAAUUGUCUAGAGUGUAAACCAAAAAAUAAAGAUAAUAUCCAGAGUGGUCAACAUAAAGCAGUAAAACCUAUACAAAUCACACCAAAGAGUACAAAUCAAGGUAGUCAACAGAGGACCCAUGAAGGCAAAGCUGAUAACUUAAAAGUUUCAGAGCCUGAAUCUCAACAGCAGAAAGGCAUUCAAUUCCCCAAAACUGAAUAUUCUUCAUUAAAAGGUGGUAGCAAAUUAAAAGAUGUGCCAACAGCCUUAAAGCUUGUCAGUAAUGGUCCAGAUACUCAUAAAGAUCCAGAUAGUCAAAAAGGUCCAGAUAAUCAAAAAGGUCCAGAUAGUCAAAAAGGUUCAGAUAAUGGUCAAAUAAAUCCAGGGAGUGAGUCAGAAACAAAUAAAGAUCAAAUAGAUAUAUCUACAAGCCCAAAAGACAAUCACGAUGUUUUUGAUUUGUCAACUUUAAAAGAAUAUGGGAAUUUAAUUACAACUUAUAUUGAAGAAUACAGAACAUAUGUUACCAAUUCAUUUAAUGAUAUUCAAAAAAAAUUAUACGAUAAUGUAUUACCUACUUUAUAUGAGGGUUAUAAUACUUAUGUAGAUUAUUAUAAAAGUCUUAAUAUAAUGGAAUAUUUUAAAGAAGGAACGCAAUCAAAUGAAACACCAAAAACUGAAAUAUUAGAGGAUAACCCACCAAGUAAUGGACUAGAUGAUAUGUCUCCUUUAUCAGAUAGCGAACCACCAGAUGCCGAAGAAUCAGAACCACAAGACCCCCAAACACAAAUGUUAGUUGGUCAAAUAAAUGAUUAUUCACAACAAUUACUUUCUACAUCAGAAAUUGACUCAACAAAUAGUGAACAAGAAAAAACUUUAAAUACUCCCCAUGAGGACCAACAUCAAUCAUUAGGAGGAUCUACCAAUAUAGAACCUAGUCCAGAAAUUGAAAUAGGAAACCCUGGAAUCGUUGUAAGAAAAGACGUAUCUGAAAUACAAUUACCAAAAGAUCCAUUUAAAGAAUACAAAUUGAUUAUAUAUUCAGUUAUGGCUAUUAUAUUACCCAUUACUUUAGCAAUUAUAUAUAAGAAUUUAGCAUCUGAUCGAAGAAAAAGAUUGAAAAGAAUGAGAGAGAUUGUAAAAAUGUGUGAUGAAAAUGAAAACGAAGGGGAAGUUACAAAUGAAUCCAUCGAAAGUAUCGAAUAA
Molecule: messenger RNA, 1887 nt
Organism: Plasmodium yoelii
Lineage: Eukaryota; Apicomplexa; Aconoidasida; Haemosporida; Plasmodiidae
Product: PIR protein
Exons: 3
Coding region: 1-1887 (628 amino acids)
Source: RefSeq, a predicted model, not a curated record